Messenger RNA from Aethina tumida (small hive beetle), 822 nucleotides. RefSeq lists its product as uncharacterized. The record is from RefSeq and is a predicted model, not a curated record. The transcript has 5 exons. The coding region runs from base 207 to 761 and encodes 184 amino acids. Lineage: Eukaryota; Metazoa; Arthropoda; Insecta; Coleoptera; Nitidulidae.
CGUGAUCUAAAUGACAACGUCCUCGUUCAAAAUUUCAUUGAUCAUUUGUCACUCCAUCUUUCUGAUUCCGGCAUAUUUAAAUUCUCGAUACUGUGCGGCAGUAUUUAUAAUUUCAUCAAUUACCCUUCACACAAUUAUAUUUUUAUUGUCCGAUUUUACACUGUAAUAAUCUACGAGAAGUAAGCGUCCUGUUUCACCUGCCAUAAAUGCUUUGUUACAUUAAGUACAUUGAUUACUCCAUAUUUUCGAAACAGCAGGCAAGCAAUGUGAAAUACACUGUGCCAGACCCAAAAGCUGUCAAUAAAAUUUUGCUUGUACAUAUAUUUUGCCCAAUCCAGUUAAUUUUGGAUUAUAUUUGCAAUGAAAUAGGAUACUUCGGAGGAAAUAGUAACAUAGAUCUAGUAUCCCCAAAAGGCAAGCGUGUACAUGUAAACAGGCAUGUCCAGAACACUCAUGGAUCGAAAAUAUUGGUUGCUGAAGAAACGUACUUUGUAGUUCUUGCUACUAAAACCCCUGAAGGAAAAGUUUAUAUACCAAUAUUGGAUAUGGCAUCAGAGGACUAUAUUUAUUAUUUCGAUCCUCCUCAAAAGAAAAUGGAAAUUAAGGAAGAGCCCGACACCAAAAACAAGACACAAGUUAAGAGAUCCCAUACAAAUAAAAAACAUCCAAGACAUGAACCAGUUGACGACAUACCACCGAAUUCUGUUGGAUUGCAGAUCCAACGUCCCAACGUUGAAGAAAGUCAAAUUAACGCAGAAUAAUCAUUAUCAAUUUUAGAUUCAUUAUUUACAAAAUGUUAGCACAAUAUACUAUUUAGACAUA